This is a messenger RNA of Bacillus rossius redtenbacheri, 1391 nucleotides long. RefSeq lists its product as uncharacterized. The coding region runs from base 88 to 765 and encodes 225 amino acids. The record is from RefSeq and is a predicted model, not a curated record. The transcript has 5 exons. Lineage: Eukaryota; Metazoa; Arthropoda; Insecta; Phasmatodea; Bacillidae.
CCCGGGCGGGCGAUACGAACAGGCGCGUCGCCCGGUAUAAAGACAGCGAGAGCUCCCGAGGACGGCCGACCUCACACGGAGACCGCCAUGAAGAGCUCUGUCUCGCUGUACGUCCUCGCGACGUGCCUGGCGGCCAUUACGGCGGCGCAGUGCGGGCUAGCGGAUGCUGGCGCCGCACUCAACUUCAACUCCGUGGUGGACAGAGUGGUCGCCGCCAUUCGGCAGAACGUCUCUGCCUACAAGCUGAAUCCCUACCACAUCAAUGACGUCAACGAGACCUUCGACUUUGCGCAGCAGCACGGACGGCUCUACAGCUACCACGGCCGGCUGCACGGCAUAGAGUCCCUCUACAGGAAGGGCGACGCAGAGGUCGCCUCGCAGGACGGACUGGCCACCGUCACCGCCUCGCUGGGGUUCAGGGAGCUGACGUACGCGCUGGACUUCCGCGCGGACGUGGGCGACCUGGGGGGCCCGGGGAAGGUGCGCGGGGACAUCAGGCUCCUGAACGUGGACAUCGCUCUGCUCGCCGACGUCAGCAACUCCUCCGACGUCACGGCCGCCCUGCGGAGCUUCCGGCCGUCCGGCGAGUGGGAGGUGACCUUCGACUUCGAGGACACGCCGAUGGCCACGAAGCUGCUGGAGGCCCUCGUGUACCCGAUCACGGCCCACGUCAAGGUCACGCUGUCCGACGUGCUGGGACACGAGGUCGCCGACAUAGCCAACUCCACCAUCCGUCAGUUGCGCGUCGACAUGAGCCGACCCUAGCUCGCCGGCUCCACAGAGGCCCGUAAGCCGUCACCAGGAGCAGCGACUUUCUGCCGCUGAAGCUGGACUCAACGAUGAUCCGUCAACCACGUGACAUUCAGCCAAUCAGACGGCCCGAUAAAAAAAAACUCCACCCCGACCGUCCGUCGAAACAUCGCCAGGGCUUCAACUUUCGACGGCGAACAGAAGAAAUUGUAAUCCCAAAAAAUGUCUGAAAGGCAUCGUCUUUAUUUUAAAAGGUUUAUCAUGUUCCUAACUUGCCUGUGAACAUGUUUCGAGUUUUGAUAUUCGAAACAAUCAAUUGUCUGAGACACAAAAGUAGCUAAUGAUGCACAGUAACUCAAAAAUAUAUAUUUAAAAAAAUAUAUUUUGGUGUUUGUUUUAUCGUUUUGUAACGCCCCUCGUGCCCUAAAAUUAUAUUAUUUUAAAUUAACAAAAAAAAAACCUUGCAAACUGCUGGAAUCAAAAAUAUUAAGCAAUUUAAAGUUAUUCACCAGAGGUGGCACGAGGUGGAGAACAAGACAAUUUGGAACUCCCUACACACAAGCAACUUGGGAGCUAGUGGAUCGUUAAAGAUAAGAAGGUAUGUGAUAAAUAAAUACACUACAUAAGUAGUUUGGUCUAUA